ACUGCAUCGAAAUCAGCGCAAUUCCGCUCGAAGCUCUCCACCGAGGAGUGGACCCGAUCAGCAGUGAGUGUGUAAAUGAAUAAAUGUGUGUGAUCACUUUGCCAGCACGCCGUGUACCCGAGGACUAGCUCUGAGUCAUUUUUGGCAAGACGUCCAUUUUCAUGGAGCAGUGAAGGCAAGGCUGCCAUGAUUUUAUUCCCAGAGACUUCCGGCGCGUAAAGCAGCCCAUCACCGCGUGGAGAAGGAAAUUCGGUUUUAUGGUGUUUUUUGUUUUUCCCCUUUUUUCUUUCGUACUUUUUUUUUUUUUAAAGAAUACAUUGUGUCCAUCUUCCUUUGAACUACGCACGCGCUCGACGGUCCUCUGUAAGGGCGGGAUGCUGAUAGACAACAAAACACCAACGAGCUGCUGGGAUUUUUUAUUCUCGUAGCAACCUUGGGCCUUGAGUCUCUUAUCUGUUUUUUUUUUUUUUUUUUUGGUCAUUAAUAUCGUUGUUAUCAAUAUAUUUUAUCAUCACUAUAAUUGAUAUAAGAAUGCCAGCUCGAGGUAUGCUGAGUCCGGGGCUGGUCGGAUGGGAGGUGGCGUCAAAACAUGUCCACACACACCGAUGAGAAAGAAAAUGGCCAGGAAACGAGAGGAAGGAUCCGUCAUGAUCAAAUAACCGCGAUGAACCAUCAAAAGGGACGUGUAUGACAGCAAUCAUCCUGUUUAGUUUUUUUUUCUAGCACUGCUCUCUGAGUGAUGAGAUGACUGUGGGACAACACUUUUUUAAAAAUCUGUUUUGUACUUGUUUAUCUUCGUUUUUAGAUCACAUCACUCACCUUCCCUGGACCAGUGCACUGACGCUUGUUUUUUUUUUUUACUUUCUUUUUUUUGCUCUAGUAAGACGGGACAGGGGUUUGAAGUGACUCUCAGAUCCCCUGUGUGGUUUAAGGUUCGAGGUUCGAGGGUCGACUCGUUCUCUGUUCUUUAGACAUAAACAUUUUAAAAGGCGCGUCGAUUUUUCCGGGCCGGAAAAAAAAAACUCUCUCACCCGCACUAACAUGCCAUCAGACAGCAAAUAAACAGAAGAAGAAAAAAAAAGAAAAAGUAGUCUGUGAUAUCGCAAGCUUGUUCCUUUAUACCUUUAUUUCCUGACUAUAACAAGGACUUGUUUAUAAAUAACACAACCACCACUAAUAAUAAUAAUAAUAAUAAUAAUAAUACAUGUCGACACAAUAAUCCGUUUCACUUCUGGCGCAAACCCCACGCAUGUAGGGAAAGAUGUUCAAGAACCGGAUCCGCAUGUUUUUCAACGAGCUCAAGCUCCUGGUGUUCAUGCGGUCCGGUCCUCGGCAGCCCGGCGUGGACGCAGGGACGAGCAUGCGCGGCCUGGGCGCUGUGGGCGGCUGCGGGUGGCGCACGUUCUCCCGCUGCACCGGCGACCACGACGCCGAGGAGUACUACGGCAGCGAUGUGGGCGCGAGGCGGAGCGCGGCGGCGGCGGGACUGGACGAACGGGUGCACGCGAACGCGGACACGGUGUCCAUGAGCAGCGGGACGCGCACUCCCCAGUGCCGCAUCUGUUUCCAGGGACCUGAGCAGGGGGAGCUGUUGAGUCCAUGCCGCUGUGACGGUUCGGUGCGCUGCACCCAUCAGCCCUGUCUCAUCCGCUGGAUCAGCGAGAGAGGCUCCUGGAGCUGCGAGCUCUGCUACUUCAAAUACCAAGUGCUGGCCAUCAGCACCAAAAACCCCCUGCAGUGGCAGGCCAUCUCUCUGACCGUCAUCGAGAAGGUGCAGAUCGCCGCCAUCAUCCUCGGCUCGCUCUUCCUCAUCGCCAGCAUCUCGUGGCUGGUGUGGUCUUCGCUCAGCCCCUCGGCAAAGUGGCAGCGGCAGGACCUGCUCUUCCAGAUCUGCUACGGCAUGUACGGCUUCAUGGACAUCGUGUGCAUAGGCCUCAUCAUUCACGAGGGUUCGUCGGUCUACCGGAUCUUUAAGCGCUGGCAAGCUGUCAAUCAGCAGUGGAAAGUAUUGAACUAUGAAAAGGCCAAGGACUUGGGCGAGCCGAUUAGCUCGAGCAGUAAAGCGUCGGCGCGUGGCUCGCGCUCCAAUCCUCACGGCCUGGGCAGCGGCGGCAGGAGAAAUCAGCGCAUUCGGAGGCUCAGGACUAUCCUCAACCACCACUGCGGCUACACCAUCCUGCAUAUCCUGAGUCAGAUGAGGCCCAGCGAAGCACGCCUCGCCUCCAACUCCAACCGCGAGGUGGUCAUGAGGGUCACGACUGUAUGAGGACGGGGGUGCACUCGCUCCGGGCCGCUGAGACGCGGCGUGCAGAGACUCGCUCUGAGCAGCGGCUGUGUCGUGACUCAUCACAUGACGUAUCGCUCUUGUUUCCUGAGCGGAGUGAAACAUGCACUUGUCAUGAAUGAGAAUUUCAACAUGCUGAGAAGGUUGACCUUUGGGAAUUACAUGGUUCAUAAAAAGAAGCCUACAAGAAAGAGGACCGUCUUUGUGAACAGGCACACAAAACGCAUUUUUAUUUCGUCUCCUCUCUGGUGUCGUUUUAUACCACUAUGGUUUUUACUAUGUUUCAUUUUCUAAAGGGCGUGUGGUUUUAUGAACGGACGCUGCUGUACUGAAUAUAAUGGCUUACAACAAAAAAAAAAAAAAGAAGAAGAAAAAGAAGAAGAAAA
Clarias gariepinus (North African catfish) is the source of this 2670-nucleotide messenger RNA. RefSeq names its product membrane-associated ring finger (C3HC4) 9 (gene marchf9). The transcript is spliced from 4 exons. Lineage: Eukaryota; Metazoa; Chordata; Actinopteri; Siluriformes; Clariidae. Bases 1262 to 2266 code for a protein of 334 amino acids. The record is from RefSeq and is a predicted model, not a curated record. Gene Ontology annotation, molecular function: zinc ion binding; ubiquitin-protein transferase activity. Gene Ontology annotation, biological process: protein ubiquitination.